Molecule: messenger RNA, 291 nt
Organism: Brettanomyces nanus
Lineage: Eukaryota; Fungi; Ascomycota; Pichiomycetes; Pichiales; Pichiaceae
Exons: 2
Coding region: 1-291 (96 amino acids)
Biological process (GO): proton motive force-driven ATP synthesis
Source: RefSeq, a predicted model, not a curated record
AUGUCUUUUAUUUUCAGAAGGAGCUUAUCUACUUUGAUCCCACCAAAGAUUGCCUCUCCAGCAAAUAUUGGCUCCAACCCUACAGCCAAGAGAAUGCAAAACAUUGUUGCUUUCUACUCUAAGCUUCCAAGAGGUCAUACUGCCGCUGCUGCUCCAAAAACACCCUUUGGUUCUUACAGAGAGAAGUACAGAACUUCUGGUGCCCCAAUUAUGCAUAUGGUUUUGUUCUUAACAGUUUUCGGCUACAGUAUGGAUUAUUACUUUGAACUAUCCCACGAAAAGGACAAUUAA